Molecule: messenger RNA, 1305 nt
Organism: Nanorana parkeri
Lineage: Eukaryota; Metazoa; Chordata; Amphibia; Anura; Dicroglossidae
Gene: FHL2
Product: four and a half LIM domains 2
Exons: 7
Coding region: 128-967 (279 amino acids)
Cellular component (GO): nucleus; Z disc
Molecular function (GO): transcription coregulator activity
Source: RefSeq, a predicted model, not a curated record
UCCCCAUUAGCAGUGCCAUUGUUUAAGUAAUGCGAACCAUCAGAACUGAAGUAGUUAUCUUCCUUUCCUCAGUCUGCUAGGAAAACUGACCCAGCACACAGCAGGUUAAAAAACGAUUACAUUGAAAAUGACAGAACGCUUUGAUUGCCAAUACUGCAAGGAAUCUCUGUUUGGAAAGAAAUACCUGCUGAGGGAAGAGAACCCAUACUGUGUGAAAUGUUAUGAAAGCCUAUACUCCAACACAUGUGAGGAAUGCAAGAAACCCAUCGGAUGUGAUGGCAAGGAUCUUUCAUACAAGGAUCGUCACUGGCACGAAGCCUGCUUUCAUUGCUUCCAGUGCAAGCGCUCAUUGGUGGACAAACCAUUUGCUGCAAAAGAUGAACAUUUAAUUUGUACGGAAUGUUAUUCUAAUGAAUAUUCUUCCAAGUGCAAUGAGUGCAAGAAAACAAUCAUGCCAGGGACACGUAAGAUGGAAUAUAAAGGAAAUAGCUGGCAUGAGACCUGUUUUGUCUGUACCCGCUGUCAGCAACCAAUGGGAACGAAAAGUUUUAUCCCUAAGGAGAACCAGAACUUUUGUGUGCCAUGCUAUGAAAAGCAGUUUGCAAUGCACUGCAUCCAGUGCAAAAAAGCCAUCACCACUGGAGGUGUCACCUACCGAGAUCAGCCAUGGCAUAAAGAAUGCUUUCUUUGUACAGGAUGCAAGAAACCUCUAUCGGGACAACGGUUUACAUCUAGGGAUGAGUUUGCCUAUUGUCUGAACUGCUUUUGCAACUUGUAUGCCAAGAAAUGUGCUGCUUGUACUACCCCCAUAAGUGGGCUUGGAGGAACAAAAUACAUAUCCUUUGAAGAGCGCCAGUGGCACAGUGAUUGCUUUAACUGUAAGAAGUGCGCCAUCUCCUUGGUGGGUCGUGGCUUUCUCACAGAAAGAGAUGAAAUUCUGUGUCCUGAAUGUGGAAAAGAUAUAUAGCAAUCAUAUGACCGAAGAAAAGCAGCAAGAUAACAUGUACACAAUGAUUUUUCUCAGUCAUAUAUCUGACAUGUCCUUUUUCAAUAUUAAAGAAGUUAUAGACAAUAUAGUCUUUGAAAAUCUAUAGGUAUCAGAAUAAAUUGUAUAUGAUAGUUGAUUCUCAUGAAUAUCCUCAAAGAGUUCUGAAUGUAACACUGUCUAGAUUCAUAUUAUAUAACAAUUAUAUUUUCUUAUAAUAUAUAUUCAUGGUACAUGAUUUAUGUACAAUGGCUUCUUGUUUUCAUAGUCCUUUGUUACAAACAUCUACCUUUCUCCUGGGAAGGUGACAGUAAGUCAGC